CCAUGAGCUGCUUCGAGGAGGAGGGCGGCUGGAGCCUGUCCUUCAGCGGCGCCGCCUUCCUGGGCCUCUACCACGUGGGCGCCACGCAAUGCCUGCGGGAGCGCGCCCCGCGCCUCCUCCGGGGCGCCCGCCGCAUCUACGGCUCCUCCGUGGGCGCGCUCAACGCCGUCUGCGUCGUCAUGGGCCAGUCCGUCGAGUUUUGCUGCGUCCAGCUGCUGGGCCUGGCCAAGCAGGUGGAGCAGCUGAGCCUGGGCGUGUUCCACCCCGCCUUCUCGCCCAUCGAGCACAUCCGGCGGCAGCUGCAGUCCUUCCUGCCCCCGGACAUCCACGUCCUGGCCUCCCGGCAGCUGGGCAUCUCCCUGACCCGCUGGCCCGACGGCCACAACGUCAUCAUCACGGACUUCAACUCCCGGGAUGAGGUCAUCCAGGCCUUGAUCUGCUCCCUGUACAUCCCUUUCUACUGUGGGGUGAUCCCCCCCGAAUUCAGAGGGGAGCGCUACAUUGACGGGGCUCUGAGCAACAACCUGCCGUUCGCGGACUGCCCCCGCACCGUCACCGUGUCGCCCUUCACCGGGACGGUGGACAUCUGCCCCCCCAGCGCCUCUGCCAAUAUACAGGAGCUGAACGCCUUCAACGCCAGCCUCCAGAUCUCCACCCGGAACCUCCUCCUGGGCUUCCUCUGCCUCGCCUCGCCCAGCUCCGAGGUGUUGACCCACUACUGCAGACAAGGCUAUCUGGACGCCCUGAGGUUCCUGGAGAGACGCGGUCUCACCCAGGAGCCGGUGCUGUGGACGCUGGUGUCAAAGGAGCCCCCGGCCCCAGCCCCCGGGACCCAGGACACUGGCCAAAGCCGAGGCCAGAGGGCGGGCCUGUCGCUCAACUGGGCAGUGCCCCACGUGCUGGUCAAGGACGUGCCCAACUUCGACCAGCUGUCGCCGGAGCUGGAGGCCGCCCUGAGGAAGGCGAACAGGAGCGACCCCAGGCCCUGGGCCCGCUUCCGCCAGUCCGGACCCGGGAAGGCGCUGGCCUACCUGCUGCUGCCCUGCACACUGCCCUUCGAGUUCGUCUACUUCCAGGGCAGGAGGCUGGCCCUGUGGCUGCCAGACAUGCCCGCUGACCUGUGGUGGAUGCAGGGCGAGCUGAGGCGCGCGGCCCUCUGGGCGUGCUCCAGGAUGAGGGACCAGCUCCUCGAACGGCUCAGCUCACCUGUCGCCAGCCCCCUCCCACCAGAGGCAGCUCCUGCCAAGGACUCGGCCCAGAAGCCCAUGCCCCCUGCCCCUCGGGACUGAGGGGCAUCAGGCGGGGCCUGCCCGUGACUGGCCUCUCUCGGUCUGUCAUGGCCCUUGUCCUGGGGACCCACAUCCCGUCCUGAGUGAGGCCAGGUUCUGACUUAACCUCCGGAGCUCAGAGCCUUGCCCCUGGCCCGGAGGACCGCGUGGUACUGUCUAUGUACCCUCUUCCUCUCAGGCUCCUGUCCCGGGUGGUGUGUGUGGGGGGGUGGCCCUCAGGAGCCAGAGGGAACCUGCCAGCCCCCUGGAGCCCCUCCUCCCCGGAGCCGGCUCCCUGGGGCUCCUCUUCCUGGGGAGGGGCCCAGCCUGUCACUGUGUCCUAGCCACCGUGUGCCUGGGCCGCCUGCCCGUCUCAUCGGAGGAGAAAGGAAGCAGGAUGACGCACACCUGGGCUCUGGCCUGCCCCUCCAGGGCCAGUGGUGGGGCUGCUGCGGAGAAGGGUGGGUCGGGCGCCCGGCAGGGCCCCUGGCAGUGAGCUGAGCGCUUUACGAGGCGCGGAAGAUGCCACCCCUGAGGUGGGGAGCAGAUGGAGAGAUGGGGCUGUGCUGCCCUCAGAUCCUUUCUCUGAGUUCUCUGUCCUGCCAGCCCCCGGGCGUGACCCCCAUGGCCGGCUCACUCCUCAGCUCACUUCCUCCUGGGCCCACCCAGCGAGAGCCCAGAGAGGGGAGGGGAGAGGAGAGAGGUUAAAGGGAUUAAAACCUUUUCGGAA
This is a messenger RNA of Pipistrellus kuhlii (Kuhl's pipistrelle), 1998 nucleotides long. RefSeq names its product patatin like phospholipase domain containing 5 (gene PNPLA5). The transcript has 9 exons. NCBI's taxonomy places the organism in Eukaryota, Metazoa, Chordata, Mammalia, Chiroptera, Vespertilionidae. Gene Ontology annotation, molecular function: triacylglycerol lipase activity. Gene Ontology annotation, biological process: lipid homeostasis; triglyceride catabolic process. Bases 3 to 1289 code for a protein of 428 amino acids. The record is from RefSeq and is a predicted model, not a curated record. Gene Ontology annotation, cellular component: membrane; lipid droplet; cytoplasm.